Chelonia mydas (Green sea turtle) is the source of this 2095-nucleotide messenger RNA. RefSeq names its product proline and serine rich coiled-coil 1 (gene PSRC1). The coding region runs from base 176 to 1303 and encodes 375 amino acids. NCBI's taxonomy places the organism in Eukaryota, Metazoa, Chordata, Testudines, Cheloniidae. The record is from RefSeq and is a predicted model, not a curated record. Gene Ontology annotation, molecular function: microtubule binding. Gene Ontology annotation, biological process: mitotic metaphase chromosome alignment. The transcript has 7 exons. Gene Ontology annotation, cellular component: spindle pole; microtubule cytoskeleton; spindle microtubule.
GGUAACGUUGUUAUUGUGACGUCCAGGAGGGAGAAUUCGAAUUUAGCCACGCCCCUUCCAUGCCGCCACUCUGCUCGGCUGCGGACGGUGCGAAGGGGAGACGCGGCGCCCGGGGCCGGGGCCGGGGCCGGACGGAGCGGAUAGUCCCUGGUCCAGCUCAGGGCUCCCUAGAAAGAUGGAGAUGGCAGAAGAAGAAGAUAUAAAAUUUAUCACCGAUGAGAAGUUUGACUUUGGUCUGUCUUCUCCUUCAGACAGCCGAGAGGAGGAGGUCCGGCAUGUCGAGAGGGGCGUGGCACAAGGGCUCGACCUGAACGUGCAGCAGAGGGAGGACACGGGCCGGAGCAGAGAGUGCCUGGCCCGCUGGAGCCCACUGAGUGCUGAGAAGCUGGAGGAGAUCGUGAAGGAGGCCAACUGGCUGGCCGUGCAGCUGGAGAGGUGCAGCCUGCGGGAGAAGGAGAAUGCCAGGGCCGGGCUGCUGGGAGACACGGCGCUGGGCCCAGCGGGGGAGCCCCUUGUGUCCAUGCGGCUCCCGCACAAGGAGCGGGCGAGCCCCCGGAGCCCCCGGCGCGAGACCUUUGUGGUGAAGAACAGCCCCGUCAGGGCGCUGCUGCCCACCGUGGAGCCAGGGACGCUCCUCCCCCCGGGGAAAAGCCCCUCGCCGUGCGCCAGAGCAGCACCGACUCCCCCCCGCCUCCGACACAAGCUGGGCAGCUGCUCUGCUGGCGGCGAACGGCUCCGUAAGAAAUCCACCCCCAGCAAGGGCCCCGCUCUGUCUCCCACAAAGAGAACCGAGAAGCUGAGCCUCCAGGACCGGCCGCCCAGCUGUGCAUCGCCUGCCCGGGGGAGGAGAGAACCAAUGGGCCCCAGGCCAUCUCCCUCCCAGCCCCGCCCUGCACAAGAGCCCUCGACGCCCCGCAGGAGAGCGGAGCCCCUCCAGAAAGCAAGUGCAGGUCAGGCUAAGGCCUUCAGGGGCGAUACUCCCCAGCUCCCAGCCAGCGCCAGGCCUGCCCCCGGUGCACACGCCCACCAGACCCAGGCCAGGAGUAUGGCUGCCCCUGUGCCCACGAGUCGCCGCCUGGUGCCCAGCAGCAUCCCCAAGCUGGCCAGCCGCGUCAUCGUCCUGAGCAGGGCUGCCGUGCCCGGGAGGCCCAGCCAGCCGCAGCCCGCGGGCCGUGGCUCAGCUGGCAGGAGAGUGCUGCCGAGCGCAGCCGGACAGAGGGGCCCCGGCCCUCAGCGGACGGCCCCUCCAGGAAGCAGGCUGCAGCCACCCCGGGAGGUGACCUUGCCCAGGUCUCCGAGGUAAAGCUCUCCCACUGUGUGGUGUGUGAGCCGUAUGGGAGCAGAGCUGCAGAUCAGAGCAACCCCUGCGAGCUGUUUGCCCCAGGGCUGGCGCCGCCUGCAGGUUUCCUACGUAACUGCACGGACGCUUCAGGAGCAAGGCUGCCCCUGUCGGUGAGAGCAGCAUCCUUGGUUACCAGCCACCUCCUGUGGCAGGAGCUGUCCGUCUUGCCCUGUGUGUUCUGCAGCCCGUCAGUGGCCGUCUUGUGCAUUAACCCCACAGCCACUUGUCCUCCCCGCAGGCCUGGGGCUGUUCCCUGCACUAAGGGCCCAGCACCCCAGUUGGGCCAGGUUUGCAGCAGGGCUCCGCAUGGUGGGUGCUGAGCUCUCUAGAAAACCUGGAUCCAUAUCGUCCCACCACAUGGGCUUUGGUCUUUAAUCCUUCUCCACCCGGCCAUCUGCACCCAUUGAUGGAUGUCUGACACCCACAAGCCCAUGCAGCCUGCCUCACGCGACUUCCUGCCAUGGCACUGGGCUGUGAUAAAACGGUUUGAGACCAGACUCAGCCAAGACCCCGAUCCUCCUCAUGCUGGCAGAACUGGACUGACCCUUCACCUGCCCGCAGGGCAUCCGUUAGCAGCACGUCAGCUUGGAGGACAUGGGAGAACUCACGGCCGCCACCUGCUAGGCGGGCAGCCUGAACUCCCCGGUUUUGAGCCUCUGCUCGGGGGGGGUCAUGGUUAGUUUUACUUUGUUUUUUAGUUCGAGGAGGGGGUAAUGCUGAGCUUGUGUUGUGCAUGUGGACUGAGCAGAUUGC